UCCCUCCAGUGUUCUUCAGCUACCUAGAUCUAGAAAGUAGCAAAAAGGAAAUGUCUCUUCAGAUUUCUAGAGUCCCAUCUUCUUCUCCUGCUGAAAAAACGAGCCAGGUCCCCGAAGGCAUAUCAGAAAUUUUUCAUCUAACCAUAUGGGGGGAUUACUUUCUCAAAUAUGCUUCCGACUCCAACUUGACGAGUUCUGAUGGCGUAGUAGAGGAACAUAUUGAGAGAUUGAAAGGAGAAGUGAGGAAGAUGUUGACGGGUGCUAUGGAUAAGCCAUCACAAAAGUUGAAUUUGAUUGAUGAGAUCCAACGCUUGGGAUUUGCCUACCAUUUUGAACAUGAGAUAGAUGAGCAGCUAGAACAAAUCCAUAGAAGCUAUUUCGAGUUUCACUAUGGCGAUAAUGAUGACAACCUUCACACUGUUGCUGUUCUCUUUCGAUUAUUACGACAACAAGGUUACAAUGUUUCAUGUGAAAUUUUUAAUAGGUUCAAGGACAGUGAAGGAAAUUUCAACAAAUCAAGCAUCGCUGACGUGCAGGGAAUGCUAAGUCUAUUCGAAGCUUGCCAUCUAAGUUAUCACGGCGAUGAUAUUUUGAAUGAUGCACUCGCCUUUACUAUAUCUCACCUUGAAUCAAUUGAGAAAAAGAAAGUAAGCCCUAAUCUCGUAAAACAAGUGAGUCAUGCCUUGCAUCAGCCAAUCCAAAAGGGUUUGCCAAGGCUAGAGGCGAGGCGUUACAUUCAAUUCUACCAAGAGGAGCCUUUGCAUAAUGAAGUCCUGCUCUCUUUGGCUAAGCUCGAUUUCAAUUCAUUGCAAGAGCAACACCAGAAAGAACUCGGCAACCUCACCAGGUGGUGGAAGGAUAUAAAUAUAGAGAAGGAGUUUCCAUUUGCUAGAGAUAGGCUUGGGGAGCUGUAUGUCUGGAUGUUAGGAAUUUAUUUCGAGCCGGAGUACGAGAUUGCUAGAGGAAUAGUAACCAAAAUGAUGGUCAUCCUUUCCAUUCUCGACGACAUCUAUGAUGUCUAUGGCACAUUGGAAGAACUAGAACUCUUCACGGAAGCAAUUGAAAGGUGGGAUGUUGAUGCCAAAGAAGGAUUGCCAAAGUGCAUGCAAGUGUUUUACAAGACACUUCUUGAUUUUUAUGAUGAAAUUAGCAACGAAUUGGCUAGAAAAGGAAGAUCAUACCGCCUCUUCUAUGCAAAAGAAGUGAUGAAAAUUCAAGUGAGAGCAUACUUGGCGGAAGCCAAAUGGUUCCACCAUAGUCACGUACCGACGAUGGAGGAGUACAUGCCUAUUGCAUUAAUAAGCAUUGGUACUCAAUUGACAUUUGUGACAGCGUUUUUGGGAAUGGGAGAUAUUGUAACAAAAGAUGCUUUUGAUUGGUUAUUGUCUAGCGACCCCAGGAUAGUCAAGGCUUCACAAGUAAUCGGUCGGCUUAUGAAUGACAUUGCUGGACACAAGUUUGAGCAAGAGAGAGGUCAUGUGGCAUCUUCAGUGGAGUGUUUCAUGAAACAAUACAGUGUUACAGAGGAAGAGGCAAAGAAGGAACUCUGUAAACAAGUGGCCAAUGCGUGGAAGGACAUUAACGAAGAGUUGCGCCGUCCGACUGCCGUUCCCAUGGUACUCCUCAUGCGAAUUAUCAAUCUUGCACGAGCCACGCAUGCGGUAUAUGAAGAUGAAACAGAUCACUACGUCAAUGCUGGGACCAAUUUCAAAGAGUUUGUGACUCUUCUGCUCGUCAAUCCAUGCCAAUGUGAUGGGUCGGAAGAACACGGUUAAUUACCAAGCCGUCAUCGAUCGCGUCAGACAUUUCCGAACGAUUUGAAUUGUCUGUUAACUCUUGAUCAAUGCUCUUUUCUGGCCUGAGAACCGCCGUGCGGUGCCCGCACCCCUUCCUUUUUUUUUUUUAUUCUUCCCGAGUGGGUUUCGAAUAAAAGAAAACUAGAGGAGUCUGUGAAAAAUGUGAUGCUGGAAUAUUUGAAUGUUUUAUAAU
This is a messenger RNA of Eucalyptus grandis, 1989 nucleotides long. Its product is annotated as (-)-germacrene D synthase-like. Lineage: Eukaryota; Viridiplantae; Streptophyta; Magnoliopsida; Myrtales; Myrtaceae. Gene Ontology annotation, biological process: diterpenoid biosynthetic process. The transcript is spliced from 7 exons. Gene Ontology annotation, molecular function: terpene synthase activity; magnesium ion binding. The record is from RefSeq and is a predicted model, not a curated record. The coding region runs from base 51 to 1775 and encodes 574 amino acids.